CGUGGAGGACGGGGAGCGUUAACGACGACUACCGUGACUCGGUGAGACUGAUAAAGCUUGAGAAUAUAUACCGUCAACGCGGCAUACGGGGGUUUCCGCGUGCCACCAGUCACGCCGCCCAGGCGCAGACUUAUGCACACGUAGAGAGGAAUUUCGCGCGGCCCACAUCGAUCAACCGUGCGAAUAAAUAAUUAUCAUCCGGUUAUCGUGUGGUGAGUUCUCCGCGCCGGUCAAAGUGUCAUUCUCUCGGUUGUUGCAGCCCUGAUACAGAAAGAUGGAAACGCACGCGAAAGCGAUCGCCGAACUUCGCGAGAGAUUCUUCAGAAAGUUAGACGACGAGGGACCACCCGAUUCGAGAGGCUUUCACAGCGCCGAUAUAGCCAGGAUAAAGAACAGCGAUGACUGGCUGAAACGAUUUUUGGAGCAUCAUGAAUACAACGAGCAGGAAGCAUUCAAUAUGCUUUGGGAAACUUGUACUUGGAGGAGAAAGUUUGGAACAAAUGAUAUUACCGAAGAUAACGUUAGGAGAGAUUAUUUAGAAGAUGGUUCAAUCUUUGGCUAUAGUAAAGACAAGGAUGGCAAGAAGCUUUUUAUAAUUAAGUCAAAGUUACAUGUUAAAGGAGUAAAAGAUUUUCCGGAACUUCAGAGAUGUAUAGUUUAUUGGUUUGAGAGAUUAGAAAGAGAAGGAAAUGGAAAUCAGAUAUCAAUUUUCUUUGAUAUGGCAGAAGCUGGUCUUUCUAAUACAGAUAUGGAACUUACUAAGUAUCUCAUUGGUUUAUUCAAAUCUUAUUACCCAAAUUUUUUAAAUUACAUCAUAAUUUUUGAAAUGCCCUGGGUUCUAAAUGCGGCCUUUAAAAUAAUAAAAUCAUGGUUACCUGCUAAGGCUGUUCCGAAAAUUAAGUUUGUUAAUAAAACCACGUUGAAGGAUUAUGUCAAUCCAAAUGAUGCAAUGAAAUGUUGGGGAGGUAACAGUGAUUAUACUUUCAAAUUUGUCUCAGAAAUACAAACAAAUGGAGACAGUGCGUUGAAUGGCAAGUUGGAUAAUAAAAAGGUGCAUUUUAUAGAAAAUUCACCACUCACGGAACAAAGCCCCACUAGCUUCGGAGAUCAAAUUAAUGAAGAACAGUUAUUAUCCAUAGAACCAACAGAAACGAUUACAUUUAAUAAAGAUGGAAAUGAUAUUACUGGGAUAAUUACACUCAAGAAUAUUACAACUGAUAAGAAUUUAUCUUACAAGAUAAAAACAACAUCGCCUGAGAAAUUUAGAGUGCGACCAAGUUCAGGAAUAUUACAACCAUCUGAACAAAGAAAUGUUACGGUUUUAUUGCAACCUGGCUAUAAUGUACGCGGCCUGUUACAGAACGAUCGAUUUCUAGUCAUGUGCCUCCCAUUAAAAGAUACAAAUGCUACAUCGCAGGAACUGGCUGUACUCUGGAAGUCUGAAAAAGCAACAGAGAUGCAUAAACUGCGAUGUCACGAUGGUACUAUUGAAAAUAAUGAGAUACAAAAAUCCCAUUCUGUGUUAACUUCUGCAGCAGGAAAUGAUCGUAAUAUAGAUGCAUUUUUUUCUAAGAUAAACCAUUUGGAAAAACAUUAUAGUGACUUACGUAGCGAGAUGAUUAUCAUAAAAUAUAUACUGCUGUUUUCCAUAAUAUUGACAAUUGCAAUGGCUAUAUUGGUAGUUUACAUUUUACAAGCAGAUAUUAAAGACUUAGUGGAUCAACAAACCUGCCAGAUCCCUCGUGGUAUUUGAAGUAUGUUUUAAAAUAUAUAUUUGUAAUAACUUUGAUAUAUUAGGAAAAUAUUAAAUCUUUAAAUUAAAUCUAUGAUCAUGAUUACAAAAGUAAAAGACAUUUUUUAUUACACAUAAUACUUAACAUGUUAAAGUUUUUAUAUGUUUCCUGUUCUUCCAAAAAUGUAUGAAAUAUUUAGUUACAUGUAUUUCUUCAAAUUAAUUUUAUAUCUUGUUAUGUAAUUAUAUAAUUAUAUACAUAUGAUUAUUGUCUAAUAAGUUACCAUGGUGUUUUGUAAAAAAAGCACAAGAUAUGAAUGUGUAUGGUAUAUUGUGAAACCUAUAUUAAAACUACUAUUUUUAUAAGCUUUUAUACUCUAUGAGAAUAUCCCUGACUGUAUUAAAACUUGAAUACAGAUUAACAUAUACACGCAGAUUUUUGUAUAUAUCUGUAAUGAUUUUGCUUUCAAUAUUGUUGUAUUUCAUCAGUGUGGUUUGUACAUGAUUCCAUAAUUAAAUUGUUUUGAAAAUAUA
Pogonomyrmex barbatus (red harvester ant) is the source of this 2266-nucleotide messenger RNA. Its product is annotated as motile sperm domain-containing protein 2. NCBI's taxonomy places the organism in Eukaryota, Metazoa, Arthropoda, Insecta, Hymenoptera, Formicidae. The record is from RefSeq and is a predicted model, not a curated record. Gene Ontology annotation, cellular component: endomembrane system; endoplasmic reticulum-endosome membrane contact site.